Messenger RNA from Aspergillus fijiensis CBS 313.89, 996 nucleotides. RefSeq names its product MYB DNA-binding domain protein. The record is from RefSeq and is a predicted model, not a curated record. The transcript is spliced from 2 exons. The coding region runs from base 1 to 996 and encodes 331 amino acids. NCBI's taxonomy places the organism in Eukaryota, Fungi, Ascomycota, Eurotiomycetes, Eurotiales, Aspergillaceae.
AUGUCCGCUACUCUGGCGGAUCCGUAUCGUGACUAUGCGAUUGAGUACUCUCAACAUGCCACCUGCAAGCCCGAGCAACAGGAAAGCACGCUUGUUUAUCACACGCCACAGCCGCACCUCCACCAUCACAAACAGGCCGAACCCCCCUUCUCGCAACCGCAUUCUCACAGCAGCGCAGCAUUCUCACAGCAUCAUGCAAGCGCGACCGUCCUUCCAACGGCGACCCCUCAGCCAUCAGUGCAUGAUAUGCCACAGACCGUUGUCCUUGGCCAUACGCCGAUGCUCCCACGGCAACUUCCCGUCCAGUAUCCUCCACCCAGCUUCGAAAUCCCUCCACUCCACCGUGGCAAGAAACGGCCUCAUUCAGAGACAGAAGGAGAUGAAACAGACCAUGGUCUUAGACCUCAAUUAUCGGUCCUUCCCGCAGACGGGCCGGCCGAGCAUGGUCACUCGCCGGAGAUGCUCUUCUCUGUCCACGGGGCACCGUCCCAACAGCCUCCGAUGCCAGGGCACGGCUUUGGGCACGCAGAGUCAGUUGGGCUGCCGCAACACCACCACCACCAUCGCCUCCCGCCCCAUGCGGCGCUGCGGACCCCUGGGCGCCAUGGUAUGAAUGUGGAAGCCUCGCCUAUGCCGUCGGGUCCUCCGAGUGUUGUAGGCCAGCCCGGGAUGCCUGAACCGGCUCCCCGGCCUCGAGGCCCCAAACUAAAGUUCACACCGGAGGAAGAUGCUCUGUUAGUGGAAUUAAAAGAAAACAAAAACCUCACUUGGAAGCAAAUUGCGGACUUCUUCCCAGGCCGGACGAGUGGUACCUUACAGGUUCGAUACUGCACCAAGUUGAAAGCGAAGGACGUCACCUGGAGCGAUGAAAUGGUCCAAAGACUGCAACGUGCCCUUCAAGAAUACGAGAACGAUCGGUGGCGUAUCAUCGCAGGGAAGGUUGGCAAUGGCUUCACACCAGCCGCUUGUCGCGAGAAAGCGACGCAACUUCAAUGA